Labrus mixtus (cuckoo wrasse) is the source of this 1926-nucleotide messenger RNA. RefSeq names its product ST6 (alpha-N-acetyl-neuraminyl-2,3-beta-galactosyl-1,3)-N-acetylgalactosaminide alpha-2,6-sialyltransferase 3 (gene st6galnac3). Lineage: Eukaryota; Metazoa; Chordata; Actinopteri; Labriformes; Labridae. Gene Ontology annotation, molecular function: alpha-N-acetylgalactosaminide alpha-2,6-sialyltransferase activity. The record is from RefSeq and is a predicted model, not a curated record. The transcript has 5 exons. Bases 226 to 1149 code for a protein of 307 amino acids. Gene Ontology annotation, biological process: ganglioside biosynthetic process; oligosaccharide metabolic process.
CCCAGGUCCCAGCAGCUCCAUGGGGGGAAAAAAAACCCGAGAGAGGAGCCGAAUAACGGUACACUCCAAUAUUUAUGGAGCCGACCUCCGUAUUUAACUGCACCGUAUCAGCGUCUCCUCUCGUGAUGAGUACGUGAACAGAAGGCUGGAGAAACGGACGCGGCGAGCGGCGUUUUGGGGGCUGACGAAAACAAGCGGUCCACCAUUGUCUGCGUAGAAAUAAGAAUGGCCUGGAUGUGUAAGAGGAAGUCGGUGAUCGCCACCAGUCUCAUCGUGGCGGUGUCGCUCUUUGUGGUCGUGGUGAACUACUCGGAGAAGCCCUACUUUCUCCUGCAGCCCGUGUUCGGCCAGACCUUCAGCAGUCACUGGAUGUUCUCCAAGCAGCAGCCGUACAAGGCCUUCAAGCCUCACCAGGGCUACGUUAGCAUCCCCAAACAAGAGCCUCUGAAGCUGCAUUGUGAGAUCUGCAGCAUUGUGUCCAGCUCUGGUCAGAUGCUUGGCCAGGCUGCCGGCCCGCAGAUCGACAGUUCUCCCUGCAUCUGGCGGAUGAACAACGCUCCAACACGGGGCUUUGAAGGUGACGUGGGCAAGCGGACCACGCUGAGAGUCGUCUCGCACACCAGCGUCCCCCUGCUGCUGCAGAAGCCCCAGUACUUCUUCGGCCAGGGCAACGAAACCGUCUACGUUGUUUGGGGACCGCUACGAAACAUGAGGAAGGAUGGAAAGGGAAUCGUUUACAACAUGCUGCGACAAGCGGCUGAGAACUACCCCCAUGCACAAAUCUACGUCACCACAGAGGACAGGAUGAACUACUGCGACAUGGUCUUCAAGAAGGAAACAGGGAAAGACAGGAUCCAGUCCGGCUCCUACCUCAGCACCGGCUGGUUCACACUCAUCCUCGCCAUGGACAUGUGCAAAGAGAUCCAUAUCUACGGCAUGAUAAAUGACACCUACUGCAAGACGGAGGGUUACAGAAAGGUUCCGUACCACUACUACGAGGCGGGCAGCCGGGAUGAGUGUGCAGAGUAUCUGCUCCAUGAGAGCGCCCCCUACGGCGGGCACCGCUUCAUCACCGAGAAGUCCGUUUUCGCAAAAUGGGCCAAAAAUCACGCCAUCAAGUUCUUCAACCCUCCUUGGACGCUGUCGUGACCCUGGCUGAACCACCGUGGAAAUACAACAAGACCGUUAUCAUUACCAUCACCGUCAUUAUUCUGGAAUACUCUGAAUAUUAACACUGACAGAAACGUUCCCUAACGCGCAGAUAUCAACACAAUUUGGCACAAAUUACACUCCAUAUCUCUAAAUGAAGGGUGGUUGAGGGUUUUUUUGUAGAGUCCUGGAUGGCUGAUAACCAGGAAAUGUUGUUUCGUUUUGGACACUGGCCACUCAAUCAGACUUUUAAAAUAGAAGAAAAAAAAACAUAUCUCCUGCUUCUUGGAAAUUAGGACUUUUUCCUCUUCAAUUUGAGAGCAGGAGAGAGAGCGCACAGCACGCCACCCUUCAUUGACGAAUCGAUCCAUCGCUGCUCUGUGAGUUUAGCAAAGAGCGGCUUGAAGAAUAACUUUUACAAAUAAAAAAAGUAAACACAGCAUGAAGACGAAAACAACCAUCCGUCAACUCACAGUGACCUCAGCAGCUCACAUGUCUGCAGGCGCUGGAUUUACUUCUUUUUUUUUUGACUGUAGACGAAGAAGAGCUCAGCAGCUGCAGAGACGAGUGCUGUUGCCAUGGACGUCGGACGAGCUCGCCUGCAACAGUUUCCUCUGCGUGUCUGUUUUCUUCUGUCAGCCUGUAAUUAAUCUAUAACAAGUAUGGUUCAGGCUUUCAUCUCUGAUUGAGGGAGGGUUGGAGCAAUUCACUCUGCUUCAAUAAGGAAGCACCAGCAACCUAGAUUUUAGGAAAUAGAAAAGAAGCAAAAAAAAAAAA